UGCAAUACAUGUAUGGCAUGAUUUUCUCAUGCUCACAAGUUCCCCUUCCAACGAAUGAUAACCAGUUCAGGUGAGUGGUAGACUUUUACCACGAACGGGAACGUUCUAUUUUAUGAAUUACUUCUGAAAUUGAAGCAGGCGUUUCUUUAACUCUGAGAUUUUGUAAGUAUUGAAUCUAUAAAUACUGAAGUUAAAAAGAACCAAAUAAAAAUCGUUUGUUAAGAUUGGAGACUCGAGGAUACGCCAGCCCAUACGCUAUAUAUCAAGGAUUGUUGAUCAUAAAAUAUAUAGCUUUUUAGGAGUUCCAACAACACACGCUUUGAGAUCGCACACCCCCAGAAAAACCUGUUGCCCAGUUUUUAAGCCAAUUUCUAGAUCAGCUUCGAUAUGACUGAACGUCUGGGUGACGUCGGCAGUAAAGUAAAAUAAAAAAUCUCAAACUCUAAACUAACCCCCUGAUGUCAAAUGGCUUAAGCUUUGUCUUUGAGGACCGAAAACACUAGUUUUUACGAAUUUUAUACUCACCAUUAAUAGAAAAAACGAGGUAAAUAUUUUUAAUUUUCUUCUAUUGAAAUUCUAAAAUAAAUUGAUUACGAAAUCCCAAUGACUGAACUGUUUCCGCAGUGUGUCCAUUUGGCGAUAAACGUAUUUUAAGCAGAAAUGGUUGUGUUCUUCGAAAAUAUACCCCGAAUUUCAUGGUGGUGCAAGCUAUACCUGCUGCUUGUAAUGGCUGUUGCCACUUGGUGGGUCGUUUCAUUGCAAAAAGAGCUAAGUGAACUACGAGAAGAAAACCGCCUUCUGCGACCAAUAGCGUUCCAGAAGCAAGGAUUCGUCUAUCAAAACUCAAAACCCCUCGACAAAGUUGCCAUGACAGAAAUGGACCAAGAAGACGAGGCUUUGGUUCGAAUCGUCCGCGACAUGUACCUAAUACCACCAGCUACAAUAGGAUAUAACCUGUCAGAUCCCAAAACCAGAGAUCACUCAAUGGGCCAGGGAGAAAAAAUAAGACAGACGUUAGGGGAAAUGAAGGGUGGAUUUUUCAUCGAGUGCGGCGCUUUGGAUGGAGAAACCCGCUCCAACUCUCUUUACUUUGAGCGUUUUCUCGACUGGAAAGGGCUUUUGGUCGAAGCUGAUCCUCUCAACAUACAAGAAGUUGUACAAAAAAGGAGGAAAGCGUGGCUAGCGCCCACUUGUCUUAGCCUCAAAAGAAAGCCGCAACUGGUAAAAUACAUGCAAGCGAGGAAUAUUGGUAGAAUACUGGGCACUAAGGAGCACGAUAAUUUUAAAGGAUCGUUGACGGAUCUGCUAUGCAUUCCGAUCACUACUCUACUUUUGGCCCUCGAUAAAAAACGAGUAGACUACUUCAGUCUAGACGUUGAAGGAAAUGAACUCGAUGUUCUACGCACCAUAGACUUCAACAAAUUUGACAUACGCACGCUUUCAGUCGAGUUCAGCAACAUAAAGGAGGGCAAAGAUGCAUUGCUGCGCCACAUGAUGGAAAAUGGUUAUAUUCUUCAUAGCAAUGUGACUAGAUACGACAAUCUUGCCAAUGAUUUCAUCUUUGUUAAAAAAUUAUUUUAGUCAGUUGAACGAUAAAAUUGCUUAAAAGCUGACACAUAUUGUUUUGCGUGGAUAUUAUGCUAAACUGAAUUUUAAUACAUCGAGGGACAGGCACAUUUUGUUAUAAAUUAGUGUUGAUGAUACAACUGAGUACUAUUGUGUACCCCAGAUAAAACAAAACUUUACGAAAAACAAUAUAAUCAAGAAAUGACAGAAUUAUUUAAAAUAUAUUUUAGGAGUUGUUGAGACAUGAUAAAAAUGGCUAUGACAAAUCCUAUCAAUGUGAACAGAAUGGACAAUCAAGUCAAAAAGACUUUGUAUUUAUAAAACGAUAUAUUUAUCCAAAAUUUGCGUUAGUAGUUUAAUUUAUUAUUGAUUGUAACUCUCCUCAAUAUAUGCUAUUGUGAAUUAAAAACUCUACUUACAUUGACAGACAGA
This is a messenger RNA of Cloeon dipterum, 1998 nucleotides long. RefSeq lists its product as uncharacterized. The coding region runs from base 661 to 1581 and encodes 306 amino acids. NCBI's taxonomy places the organism in Eukaryota, Metazoa, Arthropoda, Insecta, Ephemeroptera, Baetidae. The transcript has 5 exons. The record is from RefSeq and is a predicted model, not a curated record.